This is a messenger RNA of Engraulis encrasicolus (European anchovy), 1602 nucleotides long. RefSeq names its product pro-cathepsin H-like. The coding region runs from base 35 to 1060 and encodes 341 amino acids. The transcript has 12 exons. Lineage: Eukaryota; Metazoa; Chordata; Actinopteri; Clupeiformes; Engraulidae. Gene Ontology annotation, molecular function: cysteine-type endopeptidase activity. The record is from RefSeq and is a predicted model, not a curated record. Gene Ontology annotation, cellular component: lysosome.
UGUUGCGAAAUGACACCGGAGUACCCCGUCCCUUAUGUACGGUGAGCUCAUGUGCAGAAUGGCGGGGUACAUUUUCAUAACAUUCAUGCUUGCCGCGGUGCAUACAGCUCAUAUAAACCAUGUGUUUUCACCAGAAGAUGAGCUCCACUUUAAAACAUGGAUGAGUGAGAAUGAAAAGACUUAUACAGAGCCACCUGAAUACUAUCACAGGUUACAGGUCUUCACACAGAACAGGAGACGGAUCUUGCAGCACAAUGCAGGCAGACAUUCAUUCACAAUGGGACUCAAUCAGUUCUCAGAUAUGACCUUUGCUGAGUUCCAAAAGGCCUUUCUCCUUCGUGAGCCGCAGAACUGUUCUGCCACUGCAGGAACCUUCUCUGGCCAAGCAGGGCCCUAUCCAGACUCUGUGGACUGGAGGACCCGGGGGAACUAUGUGACUCCGGUCAAAACACAGGGUCACUGUGGAAGCUGUUGGACCUUCUCCACUACUGGUUGCCUGGAGUCAGUCACAGCCAUCUCUACAGGGAAACUCCUGGACCUGUCAGAGCAGCAACUGAUAGACUGUGCCCAGGACUUCAACAAUCAUGGUUGCUUUGGAGGGCUACCCAGCCAGGCAUUUGAAUACAUCAAAUACAGGGGUGGUCUCAUGACAGAAGAUGAUUAUCCCUAUAAGGCACAUCAAAGAUUCUGUAAGGUCAAGCCAGAACUCGCAGCAGCAUUUGUGAAAGAUGUUGUCAACAUAACCAGGUAUGAUGAAAUGGGUAUGGUGGACGCCGUGGCCAGGCUGAACCCAGUCAGCUUUGCCUACGAGGUGACGGCUGACUUUGUGCACUACAAAGACGGCGUAUACAGCAGCACAAAGUGUAAGAACACCACGGAGACGGUAAAUCACGCAGUCCUGGCUGUGGGCUACGGGGAGCAGAAUGGGACACUCUACUGGAUCGUCAAAAACUCCUGGGGCACGGCAUGGGGCAAGGACGGCUACUUCCUCAUUGAACGUGGGAAGAACAUGUGUGGGCUUGCAGCUUGUUCCUCGUACCCACUGCCAUUAGUAUUGUGAUGACCUUCUCCCCAUUAUGGAGGGGACAUUUAGUGUACACCACAAUAAGGGAAUACCUAACAGCAAAGAAACCUCUUGAAAUAAGCACUUUAAAGUAGGUGUUUGCUGUGGAUGGUGUUAAUGUGACACAUGAUUGUACUGUACAUGUUCAUACCCGGUGAGAGGUUUCCUCAACAGCAACUGACACAGCAACCAUUUUGAGGCCACAAAUGUCAAAUGAGCCUCUUGAUAAUCAAUACAAACAUGGAUGACAACCAGAUGACGUAGAUGACUCUCAGAGAGGUAACACCCAUGCCGUUUACACCAAGAAUAUACAUAGGUCCACACCUCUCAGUGCCCUAUAGUAUGUUCUAAUGAUGUGAAUUUGUAACAUUGUAAAUUAUUUCUCAGUGUGUGUGUGUGUGUUUUAUUUUAUUUUAUUUUGUUUUAUUUUAUUUUAUUUUACAAAAUAGUAAUUGGCAAACCAUGUACCACUAAUCCUAAAUUCAUUUGUGGGGUUAAAUUGUAUGGGACAAAACUUCAAUAAAACUUGAUCAAUUGUG